This is a messenger RNA of Parus major (Great Tit), 3737 nucleotides long. It is a transcript of the gene HMGCS1, whose product is annotated as 3-hydroxy-3-methylglutaryl-CoA synthase 1. NCBI's taxonomy places the organism in Eukaryota, Metazoa, Chordata, Aves, Passeriformes, Paridae. The transcript has 10 exons. Gene Ontology annotation, cellular component: cytosol. The record is from RefSeq and is a predicted model, not a curated record. Gene Ontology annotation, molecular function: hydroxymethylglutaryl-CoA synthase activity. Gene Ontology annotation, biological process: acetyl-CoA metabolic process. The coding region runs from base 433 to 2028 and encodes 531 amino acids.
UGGCCGUGGCUUUAGCGAAUCGGUGAUGGCCACUCUACUAACAGCAUCAGCCUGCUGCUGUACCGAAAAAAAUCCAAGCUUCCAGGAGGCAGGAAUAACGAUGGUCUUGCUCAGUUUGCGGGUUAUUUUAUCUGUCUAGUUGAAAGCAAAAUACGACGAUACGGCACCGCCUCACUUUGCAAGUAGAAGCGAGGUGACGAGAGAUUGUCCAAAAUAACAAACGAACAAAGCCAAAACCACACAAGAAGCCUCCCCACAUCAGGAUUUUGGGUGCUGGCGAAUUCAGUUUUAUUUCCUGCCCGGGGUUUUUUGACCGAGUCAGACGGCCAAGCCGAGCGCGCUGUCCCACCGCUUCCCUCACGCUGUGGUGGGGCGGCUGCUGCGCAUGCGCGCUGCCCGCGGCGCGCAUGCGCACCACGGUAGGAGCAGGCCAUGGGAUUCCGCUGCGUAUCUGCCACGAUGCCUGGGUCUCUUCCAGUGAAUGCUGAAUCCUGUUGGCCCAAAGAUGUGGGAAUUGUGGCACUGGAAAUAUAUUUUCCCUCUCAGUAUGUUGACCAGACAGAGCUGGAGAAGUAUGAUGGUGUGGAUGCUGGGAAGUACACCAUUGGGCUAGGCCAAGCAAGGAUGGGGUUCUGCUCUGACCGUGAAGAUAUCAAUUCCCUCUGCUUGACUGUGGUUCAGAAGCUCAUGGAGAGGAAUAACCUUUCCUAUGAUUGUAUUGGGAGAUUAGAAGUUGGAACGGAGACCAUAAUUGACAAAUCAAAAUCUGUGAAGACUGUCCUGAUGCAGCUUUUUGAAGAGUCUGGUAAUACAGAUGUGGAAGGAAUCGACACCACCAAUGCAUGCUAUGGAGGCACUGCUGCUCUUUUUAAUGCCAUUAAUUGGAUUGAGUCCAGUUCCUGGGAUGGACGCUAUGCCCUCGUGGUGGCUGGAGAUAUCGCUGUGUAUGCCUCUGGAAAUGCCAGGCCCACUGGGGGAGCUGGUGCUGUUGCAAUGCUGGUUGGACCAAAUGCACCGUUGAUUUUUGAGAGAGGAUUGCGUGGAACCCACAUGCAGCAUGCGUAUGACUUCUAUAAACCAGACAUGGUCUCUGAAUAUCCUGUAGUGGAUGGCAAGCUCUCCAUACAGUGCUACCUCAGUGCAUUAGACCGCUGCUACACCGUCUAUCGCAACAAAAUCCACGCCCAGUGGCAAAAGGAGGGGAUGGACAGACAUUUUACCUUGAAUGACUUUGGGUUCAUGAUCUUCCAUUCUCCGUACUGUAAACUGGUACAGAAAUCUGUGGCUAGACUCUUGCUGAAUGACUUCCUCAGUGACCAGAACCCAGAAACAGCAACUGGUAUUUUCAGUGGUCUGGAAGCCUUCAGGGAUAUAAAACUUGAAGAUACAUACUUUGACAGAGAUGUGGAAAAAGCUUUUAUGAAAGCUAGUGCAGAGCUCUUCAAUCAGAAAACCAAAGCUUCAUUACUUGUAUCCAAUCAGAAUGGAAAUAUGUAUACCCCUUCAGUCUAUGGUUGCCUUGCCUCUCUUCUAGCCCAGUACACCCCAGAGCAGCUUGCGGGACAGAGAAUCAGUGUGUUCUCAUAUGGCUCUGGUUUUGCUGCUACCCUGUAUUCCAUCAGGGUGACACAGGAUGCCACUCCUGGUUCUGCACUGGACAAAAUAACUGCCAGCCUUUCUGAUCUCAAAACAAGACUUGACUCAAGAAAAUGUAUUGCACCUGAUGUCUUUGCUGAAAACAUGAAGCUCAGACAGGAAACACAUCACUUAGCAAAUUAUAUUCCGCAGUGUUCAGUGGAGGAUCUCUUUGAAGGAACGUGGUACCUUGUGCGCGUGGAUGAAAAACACAGGAGAACUUACGCCCGGCGCCCACUUAUGAGUGAUGGACCUCUGGAAGCAAGAGUUGGAGUUGUCCACCCAGGCGUUGUUCAUGAGCACAUCCCAAGCCCUGCUAAGAAAGUGCCAAGAAUCCCUGCAACAACAGAAUCUGAAGGCGUUACUGUCGCCAUUUCCAAUGGGGAGCACUAAGAUACCUCUGUGAGGUGGGGAAAGAAACGAGGUGUGAGGGCAGGGUGAGAGAGAGAGAGAGAAAAAGGAUUGCAGUAGCACUGAAGUUUCAGUGUACAGUAGUACUUAAUUGGAGCACGAAAAAACUGUUAAGGCUCCUUGAAAAAAAUCAUCAUUAUAUGGUGUGCUGAUUUUAUAGUAUUUUCAGAACACUAAAAUCAGGAGUAUAUUGGAGAUAGAAGGACUUGCCAGGUGCUGUGGGGAUUCCUUAACAUGUCUGAACUUUUUUAAUUGCUGAAAAAUAGCUGUAGUUUAUUACAAAGUCUUCAUACACAGAAAGGAAAAAAAAAGGAAUCUUCUGCCUGCUCUUCCAUGUAAAAUGACUUGAAACCUACACUGUUAACUUCUACUAGUACUCAAGUGUGUGCGAAAUAGUCCAAGCUUUUAAUGUUAGGGUUCUCAGUGCCUUGACAAUAAGCAGUCAACCUUCUGAAUACUGCAAUUCUCUUUCACUUUAUCACCUUCCCUUUCAUCUCCCAGUCUGCCUCCCAUCACCCCAUUGCUUUGGGAUAGGCAUAGAGCCAAGAACAUCCAUUUCUGGAAUAGAAUCUCUCUUCCCUGUCAAAAUGACUGGAUCAAGAACAGCUAGGCUGACAAGCGCUUUUCUUAGAAGAAACUCUGUGAUCCAAUUUCUUAGUUACUGUGUAAUCCCUCCUAACACCUUACACGUUUUAUACCUGCAUUCUAAGUCACAGGAGACUGGGAGGAAAGAUUUAGAAGAAGGGAGGUAGUAAAUUUUUUAUUCUAAAGAAAGGGGAUCAUUGAUUAGGCACCAUAAUGGAUUGCUUAGUAGAAUAUCCAAGGCAGCAGACUUUUCAACUACGAUUUAGAGCUAUUGUGGAGCUGUUUUAAUUGGCCAGCGAAGGAAGAGACUGAUGUUCAUCACUUUGUCUGGAACUCCAGCCUAUUAGUUGUCUUUAUAUAAUACAUUUCCAAAUGACUCUUUCUCGCUUUGAAUUUGGCUUUGUACUUUGCAGUCGUUCUCACUAUUGUUAAUACUGUAGGAGUGGAGUCUUUCAUUUCUUUCCCCCUUCCCCAAUGUGCAAGCUAAAGUUAUCCAUUUUGCAAGCAGUAGAUACAUAUACAGUGGUUAUGGGGAGUCCAUUCUGGUAGAAUUUUAAAGCCCAGAUUGGAAGUGAACUAUGAUAUGAGCCUUUUAAGCUUGUAAUAUAUAUAUAUAUACAUACAUAUAUAUAUAUAUAUAUAUAUUUAAGUUGAGCUAAUGUACAGAAUGAAGUUUCAUUGAAUUUAUUUCUUUGCUAAUUCUACAAAGCUACAUCAUCUAAUAUAAAGUAGCAAAAAAUUAUUUCUGUUAAUUACAUUUUUUGUGUGUGUGUAAUGAAGUGUUUGUAUUACCUGUCACUCACUAGGAUUUGAUAACUUGCUGUAUUUGUACAGUCAAGCCUUGAUAAAUAGUUGUUUAUUAUAAAUUGAUGAAUACUAAUCUGUUUGUUCUGCUGAAAAUGAUGGAGCAAUGCAUGAUGAUAGUGUUUGCAAGUAUUUUGGUUUAGGCUGCCCUCAUGAAACUUAACCUUGGCACUGUAAAACAAACUGUCAUGGAACAAAGUCCAUUGCUGGCAGUGGACAAGCCAAGAAGCGAGCUACUGGCACAGGUCUCACGGGUCUGUGAGGCUGAUCCUUUAUUAAAAUAAAGUUUGAGAUAUUUGAAA